AUGGAGAUUUGGGAUUUGUACUUUGGGCUGUCCAUGUGCAGCAGGCGCGGCGCCCCGGGAUUCCGGCCCGCCGCGAGAUGCCAGCCUGCCUGUGGGCAGAUUUGGCAGUGCCAGGGUCCCAGUGGCGUCAACAGCCGCAGCACAUCUCGGAGCGUAAGAAGCGGGAAGGAUGCCGCUCCCACUCCGGCCGCGGCCCGUGACGAGAUCCGCGAGGUCCGGGGCCUCGGUCGGGCAGGGCACCUUGCAGGCUUUCCAGCAUUGCAAGCAUUUGAUGUUGAGAAAGCUGUGGUCCAGUUGCAGAGCAAGAAAUUCGCUCUUGGCUAUUGUGCGGACCCACUUGUGACUCGAAACUUGCAGCAUCUCCAGGCGGACUUGAUGAAGCCCUUGCAGGAAGCUCUGGACAACGAGCCCAGCGAGGACAUGGUCCCUUGGGUGGACACACUCCUCAGCGAAGUGGAAACGCAGGUGCAGCAGCUCCAAGAGCAGGCGCAGAUCUGCAUGCGGGGGUGUCCGGGCCGCCUCGUGGAAGGAGGCGUCCAAGGGGCUGAGGCUGCGGCUCAGGCCGUGGACCGUGGAGUCUGGAAAGCUGUUGUGAACAAUGUUAUGAAGGGCCAUGCACAGGGACCCGCCUCCUACAGCACGAGAUCGGGCGCCCUCUGCAUCUCGCCCGACAAAGUUGCCAUAGCUUCCUCGCCGCAAGUGGGCCGUCUCGCUUCGAUUAAGUCAGAGGCCAUCCGGAGUGACAUGGGCACGCCGACGGAUUCCGCCUUUGGCAGUGUGGCCUACCCGGGCGCACUCUUAGGUUCCAUACCGGAGCUUCCCAGCAACCUCGCGGCGGCGCACUUGCAAUUUAUGAUCCACAAAGCGGCAACGUCUCCGAGUGCUGACCCGUUUGGGUCUGCAAAGUCGCAGGCACCAGUCGUGUGGUUUCGCAAUGCUGACUUCCAAGCUGCGCAGUCCCCGACUUCCGGUGCCUUUGGCUCCAUGAAAUCGCAGGUGCCGCCGUCGCCAGCAGGGCCGGCAGAUGCGUCCAGAUCGCAGGCGGCGCAGUCUCCAAGUGCUGGCGCAUUUGGGUCCGUGAAGUCGCAGGCACAGCAGCUGGCGCACGAGUCGAACGGUGUCCCAGUGCUACCUUCCAAUUCGUUCUGUCACGCUGCUGCGCAGUCCCCGACUUCCGGUGCCUUUGGCUCCAUGAAAUCGCAGGUGCCGCCGUCGCCAGCAGGGCCGGCAGCGGCAGAUGCGUCCAGGUCGCAGGCUGCGCAGUCCCCGACUUCCGGUGCCUUUGGCUCCAUGAAAUCGCAGGUGCUGCCGUCGCCAGCGGGGCCGGCAGAUGCGUCCAGAUCGCAGGCGGCGCAGUCUCCAAGUGCUGGCGCAUUUGGGUCCGUGAAGUCGCAGGUCCCCCCGUCACCUCCAGCUUGGCCGGCAGCACAGCAGUCUCCUGGUGGAGCCUUUGGCUCACUUUCGUCUUUCAAGGUGCCACCAUCACCGGCGGCCGGAUCGUCUGCAUCCGAGGCGGCAAGGUCUCCAGCUGCCGGCCCCACUGUAUCCUUUGCUUCCCAGGGACCAGCUUCUCCACCCAGUGGCAGCCCUCCGGCCGCUGAUCCGUGGCAGUCUCUACGGUCUUGGAUGGGCGACCCUUUCGGGACAAGCGCAAACCAGACGAGUACGGCAGCAUGGCCGGCCGCGCAGGUCUCUUCCCCGGACGUCGGCAAGCGGAACAGCUUCUCCAGCAAGUCGCCUGCCUCCGCGCGCUUUGACAUGUGGCCUAAAGCUGCUGGGGACACGGAACCCGCGCCCGGAUGGCCGAGCGAUGCAUCUGACACUCCCUUGGACGCCUCGCCGGCCCUAGCUGCUCAGCAGUCACCAGCAGGUGGAAGGUCCGUAGCUUCAGCAGCUUCAGUUCGCUUGAAGCGCGAGCAGGAAGCAGCCAAGCGGACGCUGGCCAGUGCCAUGGGUGGCUCUCAACCGGACAUGCACUUUCUGGCUACGGCGGUGCAUGGUGCCAAAUCCUGCGGACUGGACGAGGCGGAGCCGGACCUGGUCCAUCAGGCGGAGCGCACCCUUGAGAAGGCACAGCGAGAGACCUCCAUGGCGGAGCUGCGCGAGUCUUUGGGCUCUGCAACUUCUGCGGUGUCCGCUCGUCUGAGUACACAGGAUCCUGCUCCGGAGGACGUGACCAGGCUGCGAUCGGUGCUGGGCGAGGCUCGAGCCAGUGCGAGUUUCAGUGAUGCAGAGCUCGUACAGGCCGAGCAGACGCUUUUCAAGGCAUCGCAGCUCCAGCAGGCCACGCUCCAGCAGGCUGCCUCUGCGGCUGCGAGUCCGAAGCCGCCGCAGGCCUCCUCUCCUGCCAGGGUGCCCGUCGCGCCGGCGGCGGCCACACCUAUGUCUUCACCUGCCUCGCCCGCCUCGCCCGCCUCGCCCACUCCGCCAGCUGAGCAGUUGGCCAUGAAGGACAAGGUGUCGAAGCUGCUCCAGACUCUGCUGGCAGGAGGCAGCGCACCGGAGUCGCUCCGCAAGGCCGCAGAGGUCGCAGCUGCGGCAGGCCUUGCACCCGAGAUUUGUGCCUACGCGCGAUCGGCUGCAGAGAGUCGGAGCAUCGCCCAUGAAAAGGCUGUCGCAGCAUUGGCGUCUGGGAAUCUUGAUGCGAUUCGUCAAGCGAAGAUCGAUGUCGAGCUGGCCGGGGGUCCGAACUCCGAUCUGCGGCAGCUCACGCAGGUCUUGGACAUGCAGCGGGGGCCCGCUCGCGCCCUGAGAGAAGGAGAUCCAAAUUUCGGCGCUCCUCCCAUGCUUCCAAGUCAGGUGGACGUGGAAGAGCUGCGACAGCGUGAGGAGCUGUGGCCUGAGACGUGUGGAAAAAAGCUCAGGGACGAGAGUUGGACGUAA
Symbiodinium sp. CCMP2592 is the source of this 2883-nucleotide messenger RNA. The record is from the annotation of a GenBank genome assembly. Lineage: Eukaryota; Dinophyceae; Suessiales; Symbiodiniaceae.